CCUGGCUGAGGGACACUGGGCACUGCAGAGACCAGGGCAGGUUUGGGUCACAGGUGGCACCGGGGACUCGUUGGGCCUCCUUUGGACAGCGGAGAAGACCUUUCCUCCAGCCCAGGACUGCAGAGGGCCGGCUCUGAGGAGCCAUGAACACAGAGGGCCCCAGCCCCCUCAUGACUCCCGUCACUCCGGGGAGCCCUGUGGAGGCAGCUGACCCCCUCCCCGUGCUCAUUGCCUUGGCCUGCAUCUUCCUCCUGCUGGCCUCCUGCCUGCUCUUCAUGACCCUUUGCAAACCAGCUGCGCUGGACCCAAGCCGCCAGGCUCGGGAGUGCAUGCCCCACCACCCCGGGAGCCCCAGCGAGCCCCGGCUCCGGCUCUGGAAGCGCCUGGGCUCCCUGCGCUGCUCCCUGCACAGCUUCCGUCGUGGCCGGCCCGCACCUCGACGCUCCCUGCCAGACCACAAAGACAACCAUGAUUGGGAGGGCACGGAAUCUACCAAGAUGUGA
Pteronotus mesoamericanus is the source of this 503-nucleotide messenger RNA. RefSeq names its product chromosome unknown C10orf105 homolog (gene CUNH10orf105). NCBI's taxonomy places the organism in Eukaryota, Metazoa, Chordata, Mammalia, Chiroptera, Mormoopidae. The record is from RefSeq and is a predicted model, not a curated record. The coding region runs from base 144 to 503 and encodes 119 amino acids. The transcript is spliced from 2 exons.